This is a messenger RNA of Malania oleifera, 2084 nucleotides long. RefSeq names its product protein PHLOEM PROTEIN 2-LIKE A10-like. Lineage: Eukaryota; Viridiplantae; Streptophyta; Magnoliopsida; Santalales; Ximeniaceae. The record is from RefSeq and is a predicted model, not a curated record. The transcript is spliced from 2 exons. Bases 649 to 1899 code for a protein of 416 amino acids.
GAUUCUUCGAGGCUUGGACAGCUUGAUUUUGAUGAUUGACCUAUAUUAAAUCAAAAUUAUAUGGUGCAAUCUCCUCUGGUUCUUUCACUUCUCUUUUCUCGACUUGAGAACUAAACUUACACACCAUGAUUUUCCUAUUAGCUCAUUUUAGAAAGAAGGAACACGAAUAUUAUUUUGUAAAUUCUCUCCGGAAUCUCUCUCCUGCUACUGUACUGAAGUCUGAGAGAAGCUAAAUUCUCACCUGGGCAAGUCGAGCUGAGCAGCCAUGCCGACGAGUAACAAGGAUUUCGAUUAGGACCCAUGACUUCGCCAUCUCUUUCCACGAGGUGGGAAGCAAUUAAUUAAUUAAAUUAUUUAAUUAAUCAAUGUGAUAAGAUUUUCUUUCUUGCUUCCGUAAUACUUUCUGCUAUAUAAAAUGGAUCUUUGCUCAACUCAGUUUGAUUUCUCUCUCUCUCUCUCUCUCUCUCUCUCUCUGCUGGUUCGUCUUUAUCGACUAACGAUAGCCUUCGUCUUCGAUUAUCCAAAGUGUAGAUCAGACAACGCCAAACCUCCCUCCCCUUUCCUACACGAGACGCCACAAUCUCUACAACGACUUUCACGUCACUCCUUCACACCAUUCUCCUUCUCAGCUCGGAUACUGUAAAUUCCAUGGACAUGAAUCUGGUGAAAAUGGGUUUGGACUAUACCCGUCGAAGGAAGAAAUGGAUUCUCCUUCUGGCGGCUUUCGGGUUCACUGGUUAUGGGGCUUAUAGGGUUUAUCACACACCAGCUGUGGCUCAGAAGAGGCAGAGAUUGUUCAAGCUCUUGGGAGCCCUAAUCUCGGUUGCGGAUGCUGUUUCUGAUUCGGCUGAGACAGUGGGAUUCAUCUCGAAAGAUUUGAAACAGUUCCUGAAAUCGGAUUCGGAUGAAAUUCCCAAAAGUUUCAAGCAAAUUUCCAAAAUUACGAGGUCAGAGGAGUUUUCAGAAUCCGUAGUGAGGGUUACGCGAGCUUUAACGGGGGGAAUUUUGGGAGGUUAUCAAUUAGGGGCAGCGAAUUCCAUUGAUGGAAGGACUGAUAAUUCAGGUUUCACAGACAAGGUUUUUAAUAAGUUCUUUACUACUGCUGGAUCUGGUUUUGCAUCUGUUGUUGUGGGCAGCUUUGCAAGAAACUUGGUUAUGGCUUUUUAUGCAGAUGGAGCAAUGGGUAUUGAUUUGGAAUCAACAUCUGUUCAGAGAUGGCUGACUCUGUUGUGCAGUGAUAAGUGCAGGGCACUCAUUGGUGAUUGUGUGCAAAUGUUUGUGAGCACAGCCGUUACUGUUUACCUCAACAAGACUAUGGAUAUCAACACCUAUGAUGAAAUCUUCAAAGGACUCACUAACCCAAACCAUGAAGAGAGAGUGAAAGACAUGCUGGUGUCCGUGUGUAGUGGCACUGUAGAAACUCUCGUUAAGACCUCGCACGAGGUGUUGACGAGUCCCAGUUCGAACAGCGAUGCAGGUUUAACUUACUCAUAUUCAGCCAUUGAUCACAGUCCGGAUUUGAAAAAGGUCGAAGAGGAGCUUUGUGAAAAAGAAACAUUCUCAAAUGAAUUGAAAGCAGAAGAAAAAUUUGAUGAGUAUACAGACAGUGGGUGGAUUGGCAAAAUGAUGUCUAAUUUGGCAGUGCCAAGCUAUAGGAGAUUUGUUCUCGACUUGACCGGGAGAGUUACAUUCGAAACAGUUCGAUCCUUCUUGGAGUUUUUCCUGGAGAAAAGUCUUGAUGGCUUGAAAAGAAGUGUUAGUGCUGUUCAUGGAGCGGUUGUCGACAGGAGCGUUGGAGCUGUGAGAUAUGUUACUGCUAAGUUCUCUGUAAUUGUGUCUCUGUUUCUCUCCUUGUGUUUGCACCUAUUGGGCGGCGACGAGUUUUUGGUGCCUGCUUAAGUCAUUGUGCUCAUUCUCAUGAAGUAUGUGCAUGUUAUGGAAAUCCAUAGUCAUUCUUUAUGCAAUUGCUUCUUGUGUAGUUGAAUCAUGUAUUCAACACCUUUGUAAAUAUUGAUUCAAAUUUCUAUGUAUAAGCAAUUUCAAGCUGGUUUGAUGAUUGAAUUCAUGUUACAAGAAAUUUAUAA